Messenger RNA from Caenorhabditis remanei, 486 nucleotides. RefSeq lists its product as uncharacterized. The record is from RefSeq and is a predicted model, not a curated record. Bases 1 to 486 code for a protein of 161 amino acids. NCBI's taxonomy places the organism in Eukaryota, Metazoa, Nematoda, Chromadorea, Rhabditida, Rhabditidae. The transcript has 3 exons.
AUGUCAGCCAAAUUAAAUUUAUCUCAUGUCAGCGAUGAUUCAAUAUCUGGUGUGUGUGUCACACCGGAGAGUUUUCUCUGGAGCAACCUUGUGAUUCAACAAAAACCGCGUUAUCACAAAAUCCUCCCACAACUCUGCGGCUCUCCGUUGGAUUACUUACCGUCCGAUCCUCACGAGUUACCAGUUCCCGAAGGCAACAAAGAGGCACUUGACACUCUGCGUCUUCGCCAUCUCGAGAUUGUCCGUCGCAGCCGGGCAGCUGAAGAGAAAUGGUUACCAAAUAAGGCGGACGUUCUACAGUUACGCAAAAUAAUGGACACUUGUGUUGAUUUAUUCGGAGGCAUGAAUAAUAUCGACGUAGAGAAACCAGAUGCGAUUUCAAAUGCUCUUUGUCGAUUAUUCAAAUUCCGUGAGAAGUUUGCUAAGAAGGAAGCUCUGUUGAGAUCUAAAUUGAUGUUCAAAUGGUGCAGUACUGACAAACGAUGA